Molecule: messenger RNA, 2271 nt
Organism: Trematosphaeria pertusa
Lineage: Eukaryota; Fungi; Ascomycota; Dothideomycetes; Pleosporales; Trematosphaeriaceae
Exons: 4
Coding region: 1-2271 (756 amino acids)
Cellular component (GO): cytoplasm
Source: RefSeq, a predicted model, not a curated record
AUGCCUUCCUUUCUCAGCAACCUGCGCAGAAAGAGUCGGGCGAGCAUCAAAACAGACGAAAAGCAGGGCCCAUCGUACAGCAAUGGCCACGCGAGCGGGCAGAAUGGCAACGGCGUGUCGCGGCGCAAGUCGUCGUCAACUCUGAAUUCAUCAGCGGUUGGAUCAUCAUCGACGUCGACCACCACGCCAACUACCUCCACCACUGAAGAAGGUGCAGCGCAGACAAACGGCCUCAAGGACGGAGUCCCGCCUCUUCCAACGCCUCGACCGCAGCGCCCCGGCAUCAAUCCGACUAAGCGGUACAGUCUGAACGUACACCAACAGAUACUGCUGGUACACGGCCGGGUUGGCGAAUCCGCUCACCGGCCGCUGGACGGCACCGUAACCGUUAACCACCACCAAGGCCGCUUCCCACCCACAGCUUGGCCCGUAAGCGAUUCGCACUUCAAGGCUCUUGUUCAUCUAGAGCCGGGAUGCAAUCGUCUACGUUUAGAUUUCAACUCGCCGAAGGUAUCCACGAGUAACUCCUCCAUUCCAGCGCAUGCGUCCUUCAUCACCGUCAACUAUCUUCCCUUGACAAAUGCGCCGCCGCUGCAGCUAGCAAUUAUCCUCGGGAGCGAUUCGCCGGCGACAUAUGAUGCAAUGCCGGAUCGCAUGCAGCGAGAGGGGAAUGGACUGGAGCUUGCCACCAAGAAGUUUCGAAUGGCAGCGUAUCUUUGGCAAGCCUUCACAGGCGAACAGAUGCAACGACACGGGUUUGGCCGUCGAUGCUUUCGGUUCGAAGAGUCGUGGGAGCCCGGGACGUUGAGCUUCCAGGACUGGGGAGCCGGACAAUUCCGGAACCAGGCGAAAAUACACAUUAUACGAUCGAACAAGACUGUCGAAGAAAUUAGAGACCUAGAUCGUGCUCAGCAGUAUGAGAAAGGGACAAAGAAGGGCGAACUCUUUGGAAUUGCCUCCGAAGCAGUGAAGAGCUAUUUCCAGAUGCAGCCGGGACAGAAGCGAUACGUCUCUUGCUUGUUCCUCGAUACCCACUGGGAUCCUAAAGAAAAGACGAUCCGCGGCCAUGCGGCUUUGGGUGGUGGCGAUGGAGAGCUGCAGCUUGCAAUCUUUGGGUCUCAUGCUCUGCAGAGUUAUCCUUCUAGCAUCGAAGAAGUGUGGCAGGCUUUCCAAGACUGCACCCGGACGGAUACGGCUUUUAUUGCUAAUGAUUGUAAUGAAUCGGGGAGCAACUGGGAGGCCGCCAAUAUUGGUAUCGGGGCUCAUCUACACGAGACCGGCCAUUUGUUCGGCUGUCCUCACCAAGAGUCCGGUGUCAUGUUGCGCGACUACGUUAACCUCAACCGGACAUUUACUUCUCGCGAACCCUAUUCGACGCGCACAAAGUCGCCCGGCCAACGCCUCGUCAAGCAAGAGGAUGAAUGCAUGUGGCACCGACUUGAUGCCCUACGCUUCCGAUUCCAUCCAUGCUUCCGAAUACCGAUCGACAACAACGUUAUAGCAGACGGUAGCGUGCAAGUUUGGACGGUUGACAGCGGUCAAGGCGGUGUGAUUGCAACGUCAAAGUCGGGCAUUGCUUGGGUGGAGCUUUACACCGAGGGUGACGAUGUCUGCCACUAUUGGCGGGAGUGGCCCGAAUUUGAGAACCAAUACCCACGACAGGUCGCAUUGGCUGAGUCCGAACUUAGAGGGCUUCUGCCCAAGGAGAAGCGCAACUCUCGCCUAAAACUCGAGGUGUUCUCCGCCGGUGGUGGGAAGCAUGUGGUUGAAGACUUCGCGCAGCUUGCGAACCAAAAGCUCGCACGCGUCAAACUGCCCGAUGGACGAUGGGGCUACCGCGGCAGCAAGCUAGGCUAUUCGCAAAUGGAAGGCUCGAAGCCGCAGGAGAUCAUUCUCGAAAGCGCCCACAUCCAGACGAAACUGCUCGUCGCAAUCAAGGUGUAUCACGGACUAGCCGUAGACGGUCUCGAAUUCAUUUAUGAGGAUUCCACGAGCCAAUUGUUUGGCAGGAGAGGUGGAAAGCCCGGUGGCACCGAAUUCGCGCUUGAUACGCGGAGAGGCGAGCUCUUGAUGGGCUUCGCGCUGCGAGCCGGGCUUUGGAUUGACGGUUUGCAAAUUUUGACGACCUUGGGACGCAAGAGCGAGUGGUUUGGAAACUCACAUGGCGGUAGCGGGCACACACUCAUCCCCCCUCGUGGUUAUACUAUCGGCGGCAUAUCUGGAUCUUGUGCUCAAUGGCUCGAUGGCUUCUCAUUGAUCAUCACGAGGUAA